GGGAGCUGCUGCAAAAGCAACAGGACAUUGGAUACAUUGUGAGAGGCGGGGCGAUUGUAUGAUGGACAGACAGAUCGGCCAGGCAGCACGCGGAAAACUCCAGCCGCGCCCUCCAAUUGGGCGGUAGCGGAGGCAGGACAGCCACUCAGCGUGCUAGGGGCGGGGCAGACGUGUUUGAGAGACACGUGGGCAGCAGGAUGAGGAAGUGAGAAGGAAGCUCUGGCUGUGCAGCUGGGUGCGUUAGUGACACACAGAGAGAGGACCAUGAUCGAGGGCUGGAGCCCAGUUCUGCAGAGCCUCCUGGGCACAUUCUUCACCUGGGGGCUCACCGCCGCCGGGGCUGCUCUGGUUUUCAUCUUCUCGCACGGCCAGAAACAAAUACUGGAUGGAAGUCUUGGUUUUGCUGCUGGGGUUAUGCUAGCUGCUUCUUACUGGUCUCUGCUGGCACCAGCGAUUGAGAUGGCAGAGUCCUCGGGGACUUAUGGAGCGUUUUCCUUCCUUCCCGUGGGAGUGGGCUUCACACUUGGAGCAACAUUUGUUUACUUGGCUGACCUAUUGCUGCCCUCGCUGGGUAUUGACGAUUCUCCGCAAAUGGCAUUUGCGCUCAAACAGGAGGUGAAAGCAGUGAAGGGGAAGAAGGAAGAGGAAGUUGGAGAUGCCAAGAGUCCAGAUGAAGAUUUUGCCAUCCGGAUAGGUAGAGGUGGAUUAUCUGCAGAGAAAGUAGACAAUGGAGAAGUCUAUCAGAGAAAAAGGACACAGCAGCCCAACUACUCAGAGGGUUUGACUGCAGUCAGUCAUCCAAGAUCCACUUCAGAACAAAGCAGUUGGAAGCGCAUCAUCUUACUCAUUCUUGCCAUCACUAUACACAACAUCCCAGAGGGUCUAGCGGUGGGAGUUGGCUUCGGCGCUAUCGGCAAGACUGCGUCCGCGACGUUUGAGAGUGCACGGAACCUAGCUAUUGGAAUUGGCCUGCAGAACUUCCCAGAAGGUCUGGCUGUCAGUUUGCCGUUGCGAGGUGCAGGGGUUUCCACGUGGAAAGCGUUCUGGUACGGUCAGUUAAGUGGUAUGGUUGAGCCAGUGGCAGGAAUAUUUGGUGCCUUUGCUGUAGUUCUGGCCGAGCCUCUCCUGCCCUAUGCCUUGGCUUUCGCUGCUGGUGCCAUGGUUUAUGUGGUAAUCGAUGACAUUAUUCCUGAAGCUCAACUCAGUGGAAAUGGCAAAUUGGCAUCCUGGACUUCCAUCGCAGGAUUUGUCUUGAUGAUGUCGCUCGAUGUUGGUCUGAGCUAACCUCAAGAUUUAUUUUACUGAAGCAAUUAGUUUGGAAACAAUCAUUUUCCCCGUUUAGAAAAAAAAUGUAUUUUUAUUUUAAAUUCAUUUGACAGAUCAUCAUACAAAAUUUUAAUUUCAAGGUUGCUGCAAUUAACUUGCUCUCACUGAGAAAUAAUAUUGACUCAGCAAAAUAUGUCAGCAGCUUCCAGUCUGGGGUUAUUGUUAACACUUGAUUGUCCAGCAUCGUUGAUUGUUUGACACUUGUUCUCAUUUGUGGGUUUACCCCAACUUUUGAAUUCCGAUAAUUUGCUUAGUGUGCGGUUUGUUUCGGUCUCCAGCUUUUGGUGAUUCAGUUCUUAUUACAUCAGUGAAAGUAUCACGACUAAGCGUUCGUCAGUAUGAACCAAGGAGUCAGGUAAACUUGAGGAUCCACCAUUGCCCACUUUAUAGUCUAGUAAUUCCACAAUGAAUUAUUGUCAUUCAUUAAUGAUUACCCGUUGAAAGAUGCUUAUCAUGUGGUACUUCAGAACGUCAAAUGGACACUGUAUUAAGAAGAAAGCAGACAUGAUGACCUUUUGAAGAAUAUUACUUUCACUGUGGAAUGUGAAACAUAUGAUACCUUUGUUUUUUUUUUGCAAAAUGCUUUAUCUGAAACAUGUUAUCUGCACUCUUUGAACAUGUCCAUCUGUCUUGUUCACAUCAGUCUUCCAACAAUCUACAUCAUCUAGCUGGUCAGUAUCAGUCAGCGUGUAAUGUCUGAAAAGAUUUGAACACCUCUGAUGGUGCUAGCCAGAUAUUGCUACCAACACACAUCAUUAGACAUUAAGUGGCCUAUGUCACUUUAUAAUGCAAAAGAAGCUACAAAUAAAAAAUAUUUAGGUGUGCCACAUCUUAGUUGUUGCACCUCUCCCAUAUCAAUAUCCAGCUUUGUUCUUAUUGAAGUGAAUUACAAACAAUUCCAGAGCAUUUUACCUCGGUGGCAAAAUCUAAGUAGGAUUGUAAUAACCAAGAAUGCAAGAUUUCUAGUUGACACGUCAGGCCCGAAUCAUGACUAGUUCAAAGCGCUCACAGUACAAGAGGCAGCCUGAAGUGAUCUCAAGCCAAUUAGAUGCCAAGUGAGUGCUAACUUAGAACCAGAAUAUAUUCAAUGAGAUGGCACAUCUUUGGAUAGUAUAGGAUUACCAUCAACUAGUAUAAAUAGCCAUUAAGUGGCUCCAAAGGUAAAUUGGUGCAACAGCUGCCUAUAAAUGACCUUUGCAACCAGUUACCAGACUGGUGCCUGGAAGAUUGAUGUGGGAUCAGUGUGACCAUAAAGAAUGAGUUUCUUUUUAUUGUUUCAAACAUGUCAGGCAGCAAACAAACAGGAACAGAGAAUAUCUCAUGAGCAGCUAAUAAAGCAAUCAAAAGAUAUCUGAUGUCCAGGAAUUUAUAAGAGGGCAAUAAAAUUUGUAGCUGCAUCUUUCCCAUGCCCAAACAAAGGAAUGUAAACUUCAAAUACCACAUCAGAACCUGGAGCUGUACUGAACAUUUGCCAUUGAACACAAUCGACCGGUUGUAUUGCAAGGUUAACUGUAUUCAUGGCAUACACACCCAUUUACAGAACUUGACAUCAGUGUCCUCUUGGCCAGUUGCUCAUUUUAAACAGCACUUAGCCACACAAUGUCAUGUUUGUUUUGAAGUAAAUAUAUAACUACUGUAAUGAGGUGCAUUAUAAAAAGGUUAUUGAAAGAUAUUGUUCUGGCACAAUAUUGCUGGCACUAUAACAAAACCGAAAAGUAAAGCAAAACUUAUUAGAGACUUUGGCUAAAGAAUAAUGGUUGAACUCUUUAACCCUGACAAACCCUCCUGGUGGUUUAGAAAGAUCUUUUGGAAGUUUUAGUUCCCUCAGUGACUAACUUUUUGUCCAUAUUCUUCUUGCAGGAUUGUUUCAUACCAUAAAACUUCACUCAAAAAAUGUCUUAUUGGUGGGCUUGUUUUGUUUUCUAAGCAAAGAAUACCAGAGUUCAAAUUGGUACAGUAUUUAACUUUGAAAUACCUUAGAUACACAUUUGUUGGAACUGGUUCCAUGUUUUUCACCAACAUAAAACCAUAAGGUUAUUCUGAAUCUGUUGUCGAUUGCGACAGUUGUUUUUGGGGUACAUUCAGUACAAUUCUAUGAUGAAUUGAGCAGAGAAAU
Molecule: messenger RNA, 3442 nt
Organism: Hemiscyllium ocellatum (epaulette shark)
Lineage: Eukaryota; Metazoa; Chordata; Chondrichthyes; Orectolobiformes; Hemiscylliidae
Product: zinc transporter ZIP11-like
Exons: 9
Coding region: 265-1284 (339 amino acids)
Biological process (GO): zinc ion transmembrane transport
Cellular component (GO): membrane
Molecular function (GO): zinc ion transmembrane transporter activity
Source: RefSeq, a predicted model, not a curated record